Molecule: messenger RNA, 979 nt
Organism: Drosophila simulans
Lineage: Eukaryota; Metazoa; Arthropoda; Insecta; Diptera; Drosophilidae
Exons: 2
Coding region: 7-963 (318 amino acids)
Source: RefSeq, a predicted model, not a curated record
ACAAACAUGGCCAACAUUCUAAGUCUUACCAUCUUUAUGGCUGCCAUUACUUUUGGACUGGCUUUGACCACAACAACGACGGCAAGCACAAGGGAACCCAUGCCCACUUCCACUGAAAAAUCCAUGGAAAAGGACGAUGCUAUGGAGUCCUUGGAACGACGAGACAAACGCCAAUUGGCUGCCAAUGGUGGCCAGAGCAGCCUGUCUGGUUCCAGCGGCAACUAUCCCGUUUUCUUCGAUGGCCUUAAUGUGAAUCCUCCGCUGCAGCAACUGCCGCCCCUCCAGCAAUUGCCGCCACUGCAGCAACUGCAGCCCCUGCAGCCAUUGCAGCCGAUCACGGUGGUGACUCCUGUGGCCUCCAGUUCGAAUGCCCAGAGCCAGCAGCCGCAGUCCGGCUGGCUGCCACAGUUUAGCCAGAAUCUUCCACUUAUCGGAACCUGGGUGGGUGGUCUGCCCAAUUUGAUCAACGGCCUGGGACUCGGUUCGCUAAACGGCGGCUUCGGCACUCUGGGCGGCCUGAAUCUGGGCAACCUGGGUCUGGGUGCAGUGGCACCGGUGGCCGCGGUGCCGGGACAACUGCUCGGCUCGUCAUCCAAUCCCCAGACCACAUGCCCGCUCACCCAGAAGCUCAAUUGCCGCUGUGAGCCGCUCAUUCAGCUGCCGGGCCUGAAGCCCAGUUCCAAUCCACUGAGGACGCAGCUGGUGCAGAUCGUGCGGCAGAAUGCCCGGAAGAACGAGGAUGGUUCGCAGGAGGUGCGCGUAACCCUGAGCAGCGGACAUGUGAUCUACCAGCGGACGGCCAAGGAUCGCGGCCAGAGUGGCUACCUUGCCAUGAGGAUCCAGUCGGGCAGGUACUUCAACAUCUACUACAGUGUCAACGAGAAGGAGUACACGGUGCGGGCGGAUGUCAAGGACACGCCACCCACCUCCGAUUUCGACGACGAGCUGAGUGGUCAGCUCUAAAAAUGAGUCAAAGGUA